CUAAAUGAUGAAAAGUCUCAGUUUCAUACUGCUAUUUUCAUCAUUCAUACUUUCCACCAUCCCAUUUUCCUUAUCUGAGAUCAAAAACACCAAAAUCCUCGUUGAUCCCCGGCCAAUGAUACUCUUCGAACGAUUUGGGUAUUCCAAAGGAGGUCAUGUGUCUGUCGUCGUUCAAAAUGUUACUUGGAAAUCAAGGCAUUCAAAAUCCCCACUUAACCUUUUUUCCAUGGGAUUUUUCCUAGCAAGUGAUACUUCAUUUCGCAAAAUCUUGAACGAGUCGGAGCACUACUGUGUUCUAUCAAACAGGAAUGUCAAACUCCUUUUCCAGUUUCAUAGCCUCUCUGCUGAUUCAACCAUCAAUGGCUCUGCAGAUAUCGAAGAUCCAGAUGAGUAUAAUUUAGUUUUUGGAAACUGUCAGCCUGAAUUCGAAAUCUCAAUGCACGUUCACACCGAAAUGUAUAACCUCAAUGACGGUAGAAAGGAUUUCCUCCCCGCAGGCCAAACCGUAUUGCCGAAACUCUACUUCCUCUUUUUUCUUGUUUACUCAUGCCUAACCGCAGUGUGGUUGUUUAUAUCUAUCAAUCAGAGGCCUAAAGUCGAAAAAAUUCAUGUAAUAAUUGGGGCACUACUCCUAGUCAAAACCAUGAAGAUGAUCUGUGCAUCUGAAGACAAGAUGUUUGUCCGAAGAACAGGAACUCCACACGGAUGGGAUGUUGCGUUCUACAUUUUUGGAUUCUUGAAAGGAGUGAUGUUGUUUACGGUGAUAAUCCUGAUUGGAACUGGUUGGUCAAUCUUGAAGCCGUACCUCCAGGAACGGGAAAAGAAGGUUCUCAUGACAGUGAUUCCUUUGCAACUUCUUGAAAAUAUUGUUUAUGUUGUGAUAAGCGAGACGGGACCUGCUACAAAGGACUGGAUGACAUGGAACCAGAUGUUCUUAUUGAUCGACAUUGUGUGCUGCUGCGCGGUGGUUUUUCCAAUCAUUUGGUCGAUAAGGAGUCUGCGGGAGGCGUCCAAAACUGAUGGAAAAGCAGCGAAGAACCUGAAAAAGCUUACUCUGUUCAAGCAGUUCUACAUUGUCCUAGUGGGGUAUUUGUACUUUACUAGGAUUCUGGUUCCUGCAAUUGGGGCUUUGAUUAAUUAUAGAUUUGAAUGGUUGAUUACCGUUUUGGCUGAGGGUGCAAGCCUGGGGUUUUAUUUGUUUAUUUUCUGUAAUUUUCAGCCAGUCGAAAGGAAUCCAUAUUUGGUGAUUGGGGAUGAUGAGGAGAAUGAAGCAGGUCAGAUCCUGGAGGAAGAUGACUCCUUUGAAUUAUAGGAUUUUAAACAAUUUAGAGUGAGUUUGAGCAUGUAACUGGUUAGACAAACCAAUCCUAAAAGUAGUUAUACAAAUAAUUUUUUUUUUUUUUU
Molecule: messenger RNA, 1404 nt
Organism: Rubroshorea leprosula
Lineage: Eukaryota; Viridiplantae; Streptophyta; Magnoliopsida; Malvales; Dipterocarpaceae
Source: the annotation of a GenBank genome assembly